Messenger RNA from Oncorhynchus tshawytscha (Chinook salmon), 6161 nucleotides. RefSeq names its product RIMS-binding protein 2. The transcript has 20 exons. The record is from RefSeq and is a predicted model, not a curated record. Gene Ontology annotation, molecular function: protein binding. Gene Ontology annotation, biological process: neuromuscular synaptic transmission. NCBI's taxonomy places the organism in Eukaryota, Metazoa, Chordata, Actinopteri, Salmoniformes, Salmonidae. Bases 125 to 3802 code for a protein of 1225 amino acids.
GAAGUCAGAGUAUGAGCAGCUCAAAGAGACCCUCGGUGCUGUGACUCAGGAGAGAGAUUCAGCCCUGCGGGAGAAGACCCAGCUCCAAGGCAAACUGGAGAACCUAGAGCAGGUGCUAAAGCAUAUGCGUGAGGCUGCAGAGCGGAGGCAGCAGCUAGAGUUGGAGCAUGAACAAGCCUUGGCUGUACUCAAUGCAAAGCAGCAGGAGAUUGACCUUCUGCAGCAGGCUCAGGUUGAGGCUAAGAAGGAGCAUGAGGGAGCUGUCCAUCUGUUAGAGGCCAAAGUCCGAGAGCUGGAGGAGAAAUGUCGGACACAAAGUGAGCAGUUCAACCUCCUGUCCAAAGAGCUGGAGAAGUUCCGGCUACAGACCGGAAAGUUUGAUACCCUUGGCAGUGGCACCGAUCCCUUAACCGUGUGUGAAUCCCCUGGAUCGCCAAACAAAUCCCUCUCCCAGCUCUUCAACGGGCUGGCCGCCCCAACAGGGAAAGGCAAUGAGAGUCCGCUGAGCAGAUCUGUGAUCUCUGAGUUCAUCCGACCGCUCCAGAUCUGUGGGGACAAGCCGGAGCUCGUGUCUGUAAAGCCAACAUUCCUCACCCGCAGCAGCAGCCGGACUGGCAGCUCUCAACGGGCCCUCCUCACUGAGAUGGACAAAGAACUAAGCUCAAAGACUAGGACCAAGAAGAGGUUCACAGGCAAGGUCCGUCUGUGCAUCGCCCGGUACAGUUAUAACCCCUGUAAUGGGCCCAAUGAGCAUCCUGAGGCAGAGCUCCCCCUGGUGGCAGGGAAGUACCUCUACGUGUAUGGGACCAUGGAUGAUGACGGCUUCUAUGAAGGAGAGCUGCUGGAUGGACAGCAGGGACUUGUCCCUUCCAACUUUGUGGACUUUGUUAAGGAUGAGAAGAUGCCCUCUGCUCAGCAUAGGGACGGGGCCAAAGAGUCAGGCUACCUCAGUAGUAACCACAGCAGCCUGGGCUCCACAGGGCUGGGCAGCAUGGGCCUGAGCAGCAUCAGCAGCCUGCUGUCUGACAGUAAACUGGACCUGGGCCCUAGCCUAGAUAGAAACCUGGAGAGAAAUCUUGAGAGAAACCUGGGGAGCAACCUCAGUUCCACUCUGGGUUCCACUCACGGUUCCACUCUGGGCAGCCACAUGGGUUCCACUCUGGGUUCCACUCACGGUUCCAGUCACGGUUCCACUGGACUGGGUUCCAGUCUGAGCAGCACUCUGACCAGCCUGGGCAGCAGUAGUCUGGGCAUGGACUUCCUGGGCUCCAUGGGUUCCUGCAGCAAUGGGACAGGGACCCUGGAUGUCAGCAUUGACGAGAUUGGUGAAAAUAUUGUGCCUUACCCUCGCCGUAUCAAUCUGAUCAAACAGCUGGCCAAGAGUGUGAUCGUGUGCUGGGACCCUCCGGUGGUGCCGCCCGGCUGGGGCUCCAUCAGUGGCUACAACGUCCUGGUGGACAAUGAGGUGAGGAUGAGCGUGCCCUUCGGGGGCAAGACAAAGUCGCUUAUCGAGAAACUUAACCUGGCCACCAAUACCUACCGCAUCUCGGUACAGAGCAUCACAGAGCGGGGCCCGUCUGACGAGCUGCGCUGCACUCUACUAGUGGGGAAGGAUGUGGUGGUGGCUCCUUACUAUCUGAGGGUAGACAACAUCACACAGGUCUCUGCUGAGCUCUCCUGGCAGCCUAGCAACAGCAACUACAGCCACACCAUCUUCCUGAACGAGGCUGAGUAUGACAUGGUGAAGGCAGGGGCCUACAAGUACCAGUUCUUCCAACUGAAGCCCAUGACCGUUUACAAGGUGAAGGCUGUGGCGCGGACACACCAGAUACCUUGGCAGAUGCCCCUGGAGCACAGGGACAAGAGGGAGAUCUCUGUGGAGUUCUGCACCCAGCCUGCAGGUCCUCCCUUUCCUCCCCAGGAGGUGCAGGUCCAGUUGGGCCAGAACCCUGGGGUGCUGCAGGUACGAUGGAAGCCCCCCCUCCUCACCCCCACUGGAACCUCCAACGGAGCCAACGUGAUUGGCUAUGCCGUGUGCACAAAGGGACAAAAGAUAGCUGAGGUGAUGUACCCAACAGCUGACUAUGUGACAGUGGAGCUGAAUAGGAUCCAGUGUCUGGAGGCCAGGGAGGUCAUUGUCAGGACGUUAUCAGCACAAGGAGAGUCUCAGGACUCCCCCGUGGCCACCAUACCGCACAAUAUCCUGAGGCCCCCAACCCCUCACCCCCAGCCCCAACACCAGCCCUACCCCAUGUCUAAGCCCAAUUUAGUAAGUGCCAGAGAGUCAGAAACCAAAGAGUAUGAGGCGGGCCUGCGGCCUGGCCCGCCCUGGGAGCGCUCCCCUUCGCCCCUCCCUCCUAUCAUGCGUGGACACACUUUGGAGCCGCCCCACUUCCAGGGGCGUCGUUCACCCUCUCCUCAGAGGAUCCUGCCCCAGCCUCAGGGAGCCCCCAUCCCCAACACCAUCGCCAAGGCCAUGGCUAGGGAAGCUGCACAGAGAGUGUUCGCUGAGAACAACCGGAUGGAGAAGAGGAACAUCUUCAGUGAGCGGAGCGUGAACUCUGAUGAGGAGGAGGAUGGUUAUAUCUCUCCCCACACCAGGAGGAGAGGGGCUUCUGUGGACGACUUCCUCAGAGGCUCUGAACUGGGGAGACAUCACCACUACAGCCACAGUGAGGAGUACCAGACAGAGAGCAGCCGCGGCUCAGACCUGUCUGACAUCAUGGAGGAGGACGAGGAUGACCUGUACUCUGAGAUGCAGCUGGAGGAGGGCCGUCGGCGCAGCAUCAACUCUCACAACACUCUCAAGAUUAUAGGGAACUCCCCUUCCCAUGGAUGCUCCCAUGGCGACCGGCUGGACCAUUCAGGGAGGAGGCCUGUCCAUGGCGGCAACCCCCCACAGCGAAGACCCAUGAUGGUUCCUUCCAUUGAUGAGUACGGUGGGCAAGGCCGCGGACAUGGCCGAGGGCGGCGGUCGCCAGUGUACUACGAGGGGUCGGAGCCAGAGGACCUGGCGCGUAUAUUUGUGGCCCUGUUUGACUACGACCCCCUGUCCAUGUCCCCCAACCCUGAUGCUGCUGACGAGGAGCUGCCCUUCAAAGAGGGCCAGAUCAUCAAGGUGUUUGGAGAUAAGGACACGGAUGGGUUCUACAGGGCAGAGAUCCGUGACCGCCCGGGUUUGAUCCCCUGUAACAUGGUGUCAGAGAUCCAGACUGAGGAUGAUGGGAUGAUGGACCAGCUACUCAAACAGGGCUUUCUUCCACUCAACACUCCUGUAGAGAAAUUAGAGAGGAACAGGCGGAGUGGGCGUCAGCACCCCUCGUCCACACGUAGAAUGGUGGCACUGUAUGACUACGACCCCAGGGAGAGCUCCCCCAACGUGGAUGUGGAGGCUGAACUGACAUUCUGUGCUGGUGACGUCAUAACAGUAUUUGGUGAAAUUGAUGAAGAUGGGUUUCAUUAUGGCGAGCUCAAUGGACACAAAGGUCUUGUUCCCUCCAACUUUCUAGAAGAAGUGCCUGAUGAUGUUGAGGUUUUUCUCACUGACACUCAGUCUCGAGAUGCUCGAUACCCGCAGGACGCUGCAGCGCGGAUAAAGACCAAAAGGGUUCCAUUGGAAAAAUCGGGUCCGCCCAGAAGAGCCGCCUCCCCCACAGUGCGCCAACACAUCCCUGGCUCUGGCCCUGCUACAGUGGGGCCUGGCAGUCCCAUCAGGGGCCCCUGCGACUUGUCCUCCAAAAAGAAAAAGGGACUGCUCUCCAAAGGGAAGAAACUAUUGAAAAGACUUGGCGCUGUAAAAUAACCCCUUCAAAUACUUGAAGUAUAUUAUCAACCACAUAAUUAAUCUCCAACACUUCCAUUACUGUAAAUUCAGUCCUGUGAGAAGAAAAAAGUGGUCAAAAUGUACAAAUGUUGUAUUCUAGAAACCAUAUUUUCUUAUUUAAAUUGCAGUAUGUAUUUUGAAUAUGGUUCAGGGACCUCAUAGUUUGACAUUUAGUGUCAUAAGCCAACCUCUGGUCAUUUAUGUUUUGCUAUCUGAAGCAGAAGACUGCAACACGAUGGAUGAUUUGAAAUAUUCUACAUUUUGAAGGCCAAUAGGUACGUAGGUGUGUUUGAUGAUGCUGUAGACCACAAUGUUCUUCAGAGUAAGAGGGGUUUAUACCAGAGUCUCUUUAGGGCUGAGAUCAAAGGAUCGGGCUCAGAAUGGCCAGUCAACAUCAUAUUUGAUAAUACUGCUGGUGGCUCACCUUAACCAAACCUUCACAUUGUAGUACCCAUAUUGAUGCAACGACCCAUAUUGAUGCAACGAAAAGAACAGUUUUAGGAUCAGGCAGCUGAGGUCAUUUGAACUGUAUAGGUUUGCAUGUUUUACCUAAACCACAUCCAGAAUAAUAAUUCCCAUCCAACCUUUGAAAGCACAUGCUAACUAAUGGCCUUUUCUAUCAGAACUCAAGGCUCAAUUUGCAUGCUUUGUCAGUGCAUUUUUAUGAUAACGUGUAUGAGCAAUAUUUGCUAAAUGAAUCGUAAAAACAAAUAUUAACUUAAAACAGAAUAUUCAAUACAAACCUAAUUGUCACAUUCGUAUUCAGUUCGAUUCAAGCCCAGGUACACAUUUGACUAGUCACCACCUUAGCACCUGAAGUCACGAUAUGUGCAGUGGUAAAAUAUGAAAAAUCUCCAGGAAGACUUGUCAGAUUGGUCUGGAGAGAAUUUGAUAAGCAAGUAUCAAUUCUUAACAGCAAGUGUCAGUUCUUCAGGCACACUGAAAUAACUCUGGACAAGGACAUUAGAUAGGACAGGGUUUCAAGAUUCAGUAUAUUUCUGUUGUUGAAUUGUCAUGAAAUGCCUAGUUGAAACCAACCUCCCAUGUAUUUGCCUUAUAAAUGCACAAUGGUUUGUAUUUUGUCCAGUGAGUGGAGUGUUAUGUCCUGUAUGCAUUCAAGUCAUUGCAUUACUUUUGAAAUGUAUUUGUAAAUUAUGUUGAUCAAGACUAGUGAUGUGCAGUUUAUUAAUUGUAGGAAUGUUUUUUGGAGGACCUGCACAUUAAAAUGACAUUCAAACGAAAUUCAAUACAAAAAAGGGGGAAAUGUAAAUGUGUAUUUACGUUUUAAUGUUUCACACUAUUUUUGCACAAAAAGACUAAUGAAAAAAAUAAGGCACUUUAUUUUGUUCUUCAUGUUAUACAUGCAAUGUAUUUACUGCAUUCACAAUCCCAUUUUGACACGUUUGUGUACAAGACAAUGGAUGUGAAAGAAAUGCAAUUGAAGGCCAGUUUAAUUAACUGUUUCCAAGAUAAGUUGCAAUCAGCAGUUGGUAUUAUUUUUGUUUCAAACUAAGUUUUGUAGAGUACACUCCAAACUUGCAAUUCUUGGAAGCAGGAAAAUGUUUGACUUAUGACAGAGACUAGGUUUGAUUGAAUAACCAUCAGAUAAAAGCCCUAUAUCAAGUUGUGGUUACAUAGAAAUUGUGAUUUAAACAAGACAAGUCUACCUCCAUAAUGACCCCUAUAAGUUCAACUAAUUUGACUACAGGUUCACAGAAGUCAACUCUCCAUUUCAUAUAUUUGCAAAGGGUAGAAGUACUGUAUUUGUGUCAGCACCCAACUAGCACGGAGUAGUGAAUGUAUGAUUAAUUGAAAGCCAAUGUAUUUUAUCAAAACUAUCCAUUAGGAGUAUGCAGAUGUCCAGCUUGUAUGUGAAAUGAAACCUUCCAUCUGUUAACUCCUUAAACUAUUUUGUUAAUCAUUUCAUCCUUCCAUUCACUUUAUAUCACAGCUUUUUCUGGACUACACUACUUUCAUGAGAUUUGAACUGAGACUGCCAAAAAAGAAUGUACGAAAAGCAUUCUGUACAACUUUCUGUACAAUUGUCGGUCAUUGCUUCUAUAUAUAUUGUUUUGACUGUUGCUCUUUUUGUACUUUGUCCAUUUGUAAAUUGUUUUUAAAUGUUUAUACUUGAUUUUCAGACUGCCUUUUUUGUACAUUAAAAUUUAUAAUCAAACAGUGCAAAGCUUUCCCCAUGGUGUCUUCAAAACCAUAAUGUUUUAAAAGUCUGCAAUUGUGUGCUAGCUUUAUGACAAAAAAAUAUCAGCCUAUAUUGGUGGUUACAAAAUAUUGUGUGGGUGUGCAUGUGCAAAAAAUUUUAUCAAAUAAAUUUCAGAUU